AUCCAAACACGAUCGAACUCAGAACACUUCACCCUUCAACCUUAUCCGCUUCCACCUCUCUCUCUCUCUCUCUCAUCACCGAAAAAAAAAACCAAUCCCUCACGGUCAAGAAAACAUCUUCUUUCGACUCUCGAACUGAUUUAGAGGACGUCUGGAUCCGAUCAUCAUCGCUUCGAACGGCCACAAAAGAGUCAGCCGUUGGACAGAAGAUAGAGCUGGGUUUUAUGUGGCAUUUUCUGUUAUGGACGGUUCUCUCUCUCCCGCCGCUUUACUUUUUGAUCAUCUUUAUACUGAAGAAAGUCUCACAUCGACCCGCCCCACCGACGUCCGAAUCGCUAUACUAUACAUCUGCCGACCAUCGCGAGAAGCCGGGGCUUCGUCUAAGCUCGAUCAAGAGCAGUCGAGCCAGUGUCGAACUCUCGGUGAUCGUGCCUGCAUAUAACGAAGAAAGUCGACUGGAGAAAGGGUUGACCGAAGCGUUAGAUUGGCUAGAACGAUGUCGAACGGAAACUCUGGAUUCUGCGACGAAGGACGCGGAGGAGGAGGGGAUGAGUCUGCGGUCUUAUGAGGUCCUCAUCGUCGACGAUGGCUCCUCCGAUCGAACUCUCUCCACCGCGCUUCAGCUGUCCGUCAAUCAUGCUGCUCGUACUCGUAAUCAUCCUGAUACUCAAGUUCGUGUAAUCAGCCUGGGAAAGAAUAGAGGGAAAGGUGGGGCUGUUCGACAUGGAAUCUUACAUGCUAGAGGAGAGUUGAUUCUAUUUAUUGAUGCGGAUGGAGCGACGAAAUUUUCCGACUUACGGAAACUGAUCAAAGAACUAAACCAAAUCCAAAUCACAAGCCCACCCCCAACAACAUCCCCAACAUCAAGGACAAGAACAAGGAGGAAGGAGGAAGGAGACGAGAAAGCAGAGGAAGGAGAACGGCAUGGGAUGGCGAUUGGAUCUCGGGCCCAUCUGGUGUCGAGUCCGACAGUAGUCUCUCGGACCAAGUUCCGGAACUUCUUGAUGAAUGCAUUCCAUCUUUACCUCUUCAUCUUAGGCUUGAAAGAUAUUCGGGACACUCAAUGCGGCUUCAAAUUGAUGACCAGAGCCACAGCCAUUCGAGUGGUUGAUGGUCUUCAUGUCGAAGGAUGGAUCUUCGAUGUAGAAUUGUUGUUGAGAGCUAAAUUGAUCAAACAGCCGAAAAUCCCGAUCGUCGAGGUACCGAUCGAAUGGGAAGAAAUCCAAGGCUCGAAACUCUCAGUGGUCAAAGACAGUAUCAUCAUGGCUGUCGAAUUGUUUUUGAUUAGAAUCAAUUAUCUUUUGGGCGUUUGGGAACUUGCUUAAUCUCUCUUUCUCUUUGCUCUUCUUCUGCUUCAUAUUCACUUGUUUUUUGUUUUUACUUCUUCCUUUUCUUUUUGUUAGUGUUGUUCUGUCCGUGUUUUUUUUUUGCUUUGCUUUUGUUUGGAUAGAAAAGAAAAAAAGGAGUCAGUCCAUGAGAACAAACAAAAAACUAGGAGAGCAUCACUUGUGGAUACAAUACAGACUUCCAUCUUUCCCAG
Puccinia graminis f. sp. tritici CRL 75-36-700-3 is the source of this 1540-nucleotide messenger RNA. RefSeq lists its product as uncharacterized. Gene Ontology annotation, cellular component: endoplasmic reticulum membrane. The coding region runs from base 225 to 1325 and encodes 366 amino acids. Lineage: Eukaryota; Fungi; Basidiomycota; Pucciniomycetes; Pucciniales; Pucciniaceae. The transcript is spliced from 4 exons. The record is from RefSeq and is a predicted model, not a curated record.